UGUUGUUAUAUAUAUUUUCAUUCAAUUGAACAUAUAGAUACGCCACCUGGAAACAAUGUCUCAUCUCCAAUACUAUGCAUAUCCUGGAGUGGGCGAACGCAACUUGAAGUUACACCGAUAUAAUCAAGGCGUGCGUGUAGGGGAUAGAAUCGAGUUGAGCGGACAAGGUGGCUGGGAUCCUAAAACAGGCGAAUUCAAUACGGAAAUCAACGCUCAAAUCGAGCAGGCAUUUGUAAAUGUCGAUCUUGCUCUGAAAGAUGCUGGUGGAAAGGGCUGGUCACAAGUCUUCCGGGUGAAUUCCUAUCACGUGCCUCUCAACAACGAGGCAAUAGACGCUAUGAAAAAAGGAUUCGAUAAAUGGAUGCCUGACCACAAACCAAUCUGGACCUGCGUAGGAGUUCAGCGUCUAGGCGAAGACGACAUGAGAGUGGAGAUUGAGGUCAGCGCUCACGAUCCGAAAUGAUAGGUCUCAUGCACGUGAACAUUUUGUGCGAAAAUAAUAAUCAAAAAAUAAAUAAUUCAAGAUUAAAUG
This is a messenger RNA of Aaosphaeria arxii CBS 175.79, 532 nucleotides long. RefSeq names its product putative L-PSP endoribonuclease family protein. The transcript has 2 exons. NCBI's taxonomy places the organism in Eukaryota, Fungi, Ascomycota, Dothideomycetes, Pleosporales. The coding region runs from base 56 to 463 and encodes 135 amino acids. The record is from RefSeq and is a predicted model, not a curated record.